This is a messenger RNA of Porites evermanni, 423 nucleotides long. The record is from the annotation of a GenBank genome assembly. NCBI's taxonomy places the organism in Eukaryota, Metazoa, Cnidaria, Anthozoa, Scleractinia, Poritidae.
AUGACGAGUUUUGACAGAAGGGACAUCGAAAUCCAAGUUAGACACAAUCUUAAGUUUAAAAAGAUGCUAAAUGUUGUCAGAUAUUCCCCCGAUGGAACGAUAUUAGCAGUGGGAGCAAAUGACGGAAUUAUUUCUUGUGUGAAUACAGAGAAUGGACAAAUUAGUUUUGUCUUAGACCCAUCGCAACAGCCACCAGAAUUCCACAGCGAGGCAGGGGUCUUUCACAUGGCUUUUACCCAAAGCGGCGAGGAACUUGCUGGUAGCUAUAGCGAUGGGUACAUUCGAAUAUGGCAGCUACCAAUGAUCUUUAACCUAAAGUUCCUGUGCCGACAAGUGAUUAACACCCGAGUCUCACCAAGUAAAGUUGACAGGCUUCCGUUGCCAACGCGUCUCAAGAAUUUUCUACUUCACAAACACUUUUGA